Molecule: messenger RNA, 873 nt
Organism: Didymodactylos carnosus
Lineage: Eukaryota; Metazoa; Rotifera; Eurotatoria; Philodinida; Philodinidae
Source: the annotation of a GenBank genome assembly
AUGGUGGUUGUUCAUCCAGCCGCUCAUUGGUUGUUUCAUCUGGCAAAUUGUUUUUUAUUAGUGAGUUAUGCAACAACAAACAUUCUAGCAUUACGGAUUCUGUUAGCAUCUGGUUCAGUUUGUUUUACGUUAUGGGGUGCACUUGUAUUAUCAAUAUCAAUAGAUACUACUGUUUAUAAUGGUAUAUUUUUUAUUAUCAAUACAGUGCAAGCAUUGAUUAUUUUAUACAAUAUGCGUUCAAUUAAAUUUGAUCCUUAUCGAGAAUUAGUUUAUAAUCAUUUUUUUGGUAAGGAUAAAAUAAAAUUAAGUCGAACUGAGUUUAAUAAACUCACUAAUCCUAAUAUUUGUUUCAUUAGAACAUUAAAUACUGGAUCUUUUGUGGCUGAAAAAGGAAACAUUUGUAAUCAAUUAACAUUAUUACUAGAAGGUGAAUUAUCAGUAUCAAGAAAAUCAGGUAACAAUAGUAAUGAUAGUGAAAACUUUUAUGAAGUACAUACUAUAAAACCACUUGAAUUUGCCGAUUCACCCGAAUGGCAAUUUAAACAUGGUACGAUUGGACCAGCAUUUGAUGUUUAUAUUACCUGUUUAAACAAUUGUAAAUUUAUGGUGUGGCCGUAUGAACCGUUGAUGAAUUUAGUUAGCAAAGAGAAACAGUUAGGAAAUAUCUUAAAUGCCGUAUUGGGACGAGAUAUUGUACAAAAAUUAUUUUCGUCGCAAAUUUGUGUGUAUCGAAAUUGUCUCCAAUUUCAACAAGAUCAAGAUCAGUAUCAUCGACCUCCUUUUCAAAAUCCUGAAUCAUAUGAGAUCAUUCCAGUUGUAGAUUAUGAUGCUGUUGCUACGGUUGCUGUUGAUGAAGAUAAUUCUUCUGUUUGA